This is a messenger RNA of Parascedosporium putredinis, 2088 nucleotides long. NCBI's taxonomy places the organism in Eukaryota, Fungi, Ascomycota, Sordariomycetes, Microascales, Microascaceae. The record is from the annotation of a GenBank genome assembly.
AUGCCAUCUAAAGAACGUGAAGUUCUCGACGAAGAGGGCCGGUCCCGCGAGAAGCGUCAUCGAAGCAAGUCGGAGAAGAGUAGGUCGGAACGAGAUGGGAGCAAAACGCACAGAUCCAAGAGGUCAUCCCGGAGCAAGCCUGCGGACAGCGAUAUCCAGUCUACAUCGACUAGUCACCGUCGACGUCGGCGGUCGAGAGAGGAUGGGUCCACGAGAGAAAGGAGGGCGUCUCUGACGGAGUCACAGCUCGAGGAGGACAGGUCCGUUUUUAGUGUCGCCGACCGAAUUUCGAUGCCGUAUCCCUCCUUCAGUAAGGCGCACAGCAAGGAGUCGGUCGUCAGCCGGGACAAUGGCCCUACCUCGAAGAAACAGGCCCUCCGAGGUUCGAUCGACAGGCUCGAAGAGGGACGGCCGACCACCGACGCCCCCGACACCGAACUUACGUCUCAAGAGAAGUCGAGAUCCAAGACUCCCGAGUCGGCCAUCAAGUCGAGCGUAGAGAGGCGCCCUAGCUCGAGGGUUUGCUCCACCACCUCUGGGGAUGCAUCGAGGGUCGGACCUACGUCUCGGGUCAGCACCGCCAAGUCGUCGUGUCUUUCUAGCCAAGCGACCUAUCCCCCACUCACCGGCGCAGAGACCCUUUUCGCACCUUUCUUUAACCUCCUCGAUAAGUAUGGCACCGUAAUCAAUAAGCAUGGCUCGAUUGCCGUGGCAACGGGCCAUCGGUCUGUUGCAAGGAGGUUACUUGACCGGCUUGAACACGUCUUCUCCCGAGACCUUCCGGAGCAGGGCUGUGCGUGCAUCAUCUGUGAACGGGCCGAGGGCGAACAACACGGUCUGAACUGGGGCGAGGUCCUUGAAUGGGUCAGCGGCCGCAUCGACCUCCCUCAGUGGCCACCAUUCGAUCUCGCUGAGCUCAGCGCCAAGGCUGCGGAGAGCAAGAUGAACCUUCCAAGACGGCCAAAUUCACCCAUUAAGCUUGACCCCGAUAUCGCCGAGGAAUGGAGGGAUCACUAUUUGAGACAGUCGAAAAAGGUCAGGCAAGCGGUAGACAAGUGGCUCCACAACUGCGGAGACGUGGCGGCCCCACCGCCGCAGGAAGUCGACGAUGAGACGCUCACGUUUGCCAUUCUCACGAACCUUGAUGCCGAGGAUCGGCCCUACUUUAACGCCUUGUUCUCAGGCUCUAAGGAGCUGCAACCGGCUCUCCGAGCGCCAACGCCUAUCCGAAAGCCUCGUACCGACUUCUUGGUCAAGACAGGCUUGUCGCUACAACGCCUCUAUCGACUUGCACAAGCGCCGAGGGACGCGGAGUCGGUGGUUUAUCUCAUCAAGAAUCGUGGCACCCACGACCUUUUGCACACGAUUUCCGAUAUCAACAAUUCCGAGUGGGAGAUUCUAACAUCAGGGCGCUUUGACGGUUUCCUCUGGUCAGGAGCCGACGGAGACGACAUUGCGACACCCACGGCCACCGAGUCCCGUGGCCCCACGCCGGCGAAUGGUUACUUUUCGGGAUCGAGGCUGAGCUUCAACGGGCGGGCCACUCCUGCGGGCAUGGGGUCCCGGAUGGCAACACCUCUCCGGCCGUAUUCACGAACAAGCGCGGCGACACCCAACUCCUUUAUCAGCAUAGCAUCUUCCAGUCAUCCUAGUCGGCAGGCGGUUUCCAACGAUGAAGAAGCCGAGAUCGCGGCCCUUGCGGAACUAGAGCGCGAAAUCUUUUCGGGUAUGGAGGCGCUAGAGGACGCGUUUGAGGUUCUUCACCGCCGAGCCGAGGAGGUCCAAACGGCCCUGCGGCAGCGCAACGCUGGGUUGAUGCAGAGCCUGCGGUCUCGGAGGCAGAUCAACGUUUACGGGGGCCCGGAGUCUGGGAACUCGCUCGGAUCCGCCGAGUAUGGGUUUUAUGCACCAACGCCAAGUGAGGAUGGUGUCCCUGUAAGCGACGAUGACUGGGGUGCGGAUGAUUUCGAACUGAAGCCCGAAGAUUCGGCGAGUAACAUAAGCAGUUCUCGGCAUCGAAGACCCAAGAGGCGACAGGAGAGACGGACACCUGCGCCCAUCGAGGAGGGCGAGGAGGAAGAUUACUAA